UGGAUGACAAACAAGUUAAAGGAACAAGCCUCCAGAAUAAAACUAUAAAAAGGCUGAGUUCUCUCUGCCGAGACAUCCUUCAACCUGCUGCUGCACGAGCAACUUGGAUCUGAUCAUCAUAACGCGAGAUGGCGUCAGCGCUUCCUCUCAUUGUGCUCCUCUGUUUGGCCAUUGGACAGUUGGACGGCCGCAAUGUUAGAGGCUCUUCUCGUUAUAGAGUCUGUAUUCCUCGUCCUCUUUGGGCUCGGUAUGGCUCGCGCUAUUUCGUGGUUGAAAGCAGAAGUCUGACGAUGGCUGAUGCAGAGCUCAACUGCAUCCGUCUUGGUGGGAACCUGGCCUCGAUCCGCAGCUACAGUGAACACGCCUGGAUCAGGGCACUGAUCAGAACAGUCCUUGGCUCUAAUAGAGCUGCCUGGAUCGGGCUGUUUGAUGCAGUUCAGGAGCGAAAAUGGCUGUGGACUGAUGGGACGCAGAUCCGGUUCACUCGCUGGGCUCGCGGGCAGCCCAACAACUACCGUGGAAGAGAACAUUGUACCUACAUCAACAACGGGGACUAUUGGAAUGAUUACCAAUGUAACGUCAGGUUGCCUUCUGUCUGUGUGAAGAGACGCUGAUGCUCCGUCCUCCAUCGGCCCUCCUGUGUACCGACAUGAUGCCACUUCACCAUGACGACGUUACUUUGUCUUUGAUGUUACACUUCAAUAAGAGCAACUUUCUCUGAUGACUCACUUUUCAUUUCAUGCUUUAAAUCAAAAACUCGAACCAAAUCAGUAAACGGCAGCAUAUGAAAUUGCCUCAUUAAACUAUGAUUUAACUGUCAUAUAUUCACUAUCUUUCAUUUCAAUCACAAUCAAUACAAAAAAAAGAAAAAUACACUGUAAUAAAAAUAUUCUUUAAGCA
Acanthopagrus latus (yellowfin seabream) is the source of this 900-nucleotide messenger RNA. Its product is annotated as galactose-specific lectin nattectin-like. The record is from RefSeq and is a predicted model, not a curated record. Lineage: Eukaryota; Metazoa; Chordata; Actinopteri; Spariformes; Sparidae. Gene Ontology annotation, molecular function: signaling receptor activity. The transcript has 7 exons. The coding region runs from base 129 to 614 and encodes 161 amino acids.